Messenger RNA from Bombyx mandarina (wild silkworm), 10414 nucleotides. RefSeq names its product neurofibromin 1 (gene Nf1). The record is from RefSeq and is a predicted model, not a curated record. NCBI's taxonomy places the organism in Eukaryota, Metazoa, Arthropoda, Insecta, Lepidoptera, Bombycidae. Gene Ontology annotation, biological process: regulation of GTPase activity.
UGAAAGGAAGUUUAGUAAUAAAUAUCUAAAAUGUACUAAAUUAUUUUUCAAAUUUUUAUGAGAAAAACAUUGUUAUUUAUGAAAAAUGGGAACGCAGAAACCUGGAGAAUGGGCUAAUUCGUUGAUAGCGCGUUUCGAAGAACAGCUCCCUUAUAGGACGGGAGCACAGAACCUGCACUCGAGGAUCAAUGAGGAACAAUGUAAGGCAUGCCUCGUCCAGAUAAGCAGAUACCGGUUCUCAUUAGUCAUUUCAGGGCUGACGAAGAUACUGCAGAGAGUAAAUGAACUGUAUCAGCCAACAUUCACAAGCAGCAUCAAUAGACCUCAAACAGAGCUGGAGAAGGGAUACCAUGAUAGUCUUGUGAUAGUCCUGGAUACACUUGAGAUAUGCCUCAGCUCACAGCCCAAGGAUACUGCCAAAUAUGAUGAAGCAAUGAAUGUGAAAAUUCUGCUUCGGGAAGUCUGUCAGUUUAUGGAUUCACGUAACGAGAAUGUGGUGAACAACAAUUUAUUGAGGCAAUUGGCUAGUAAGGUUCUGUUUGCGCUCAGCCUAAACUUCUUCAAUGCAGUGUUCAACCGGAUCAGUGCUAGACUUCAGGAGCUGUCUUCAAGCUCAGAAGAAAAUCCUGAUUAUACAGACCUAGAAUUAAUUCAACAUAUUAACGUCGAUAUAUUAAGAUUGAUACGAUUGUUGCAAGAGUCGAUACAAAAAUUUAGAUUAUUAAGAAAAUCCGCGCACAUAGUACUGGUCGUGUCUCUGGAGAAAGCUAUAUGGAACUGGAUGGACACUUAUCCGCAGGAGUUCUCCGACGUGCAGUGCACGCCCAACGACGAGCUCGGCAAGUGCUGCGACACCCUGUUCGACAUGCUGCAGGACAGCUUCGCCGAGAACAAGAAGUCCAGGGCGGCGAUGUGGCCCCUUCAGAUCAUGCUCCUAGUUCUGAAUCCGAAAGUCCUGGAGGAAAUCGUGAACGCCGACAGCGGAGCGCCGUGCAGCCCCCGACAUACGAAGAAGAAGCACUUCAUAGAUUCAGUCAAGAGAGGACUCCACCCGCAGAAUAACUCGAAGCAGCUGAUAGAGGCGGCCGUGGUGACCAGCGUGAAGCUCUGCAAGGCCUCCACGUACCUGAAGACGGCCGACUCCGGGAACGUGACCUUCGUACUCGUCAAGUCUGUCAUUAACGACCUCAAGUCACUGCUGUUCAACCCCUCGAAGUCGUACAUACGUGGCAGCGUGCUGUCCGGCUACUCGGACCUGGACCUCAUGACCGACUGCUUCGUGUCCCUGUUCCGCAUCAUGCCCCACAACAACGACGCCCUGAAGGUCUGCCUGAACCUCAACGCUCACAUCUCCUACCACUACGUCAUUGUGAACGCCUUGAACAGGAUAAUAAAACAACCCCGACUGCCUUGGUGGCCGCAGAUCGACCUCCUGUACCCGAGGGCCGCCGAACUCCGGGCAAUGUUCACGGAUACGUCGAACAAAGCUACACAGGGUUACGUGGCGCACACGCCGCUCCGGAUGAUCUCCCUGUCGCUCAAGUCGAAGGAGGUCCAGUCCAAGUUCAACCGGGCCGAGGAGAUGCCCGCCUACAGACACCUGCUGCUGUGCAUGGUCAAGUUGAUUCAUGCCGACCCCAUGCUGAUGCUGAGCAACCCUGGCCGCUCCAACCUAGAGAUGCAGUCGUCGACGACGGAGCUGAUGAACGGGCUGGUGUCGCUGGUGCACCAGGGUGGGCUGGGCGAGGUGUCCGGCGCCGCCAUGGACGCGCUGCUGGCGCUGCACCGCCCCGACCGCGUCCUCAACUGGAACCCGGACGCGCCGCUGCUUACCUUCUGGGACCACAGCUCCCAGGUGCUGUACAACAUUAGCCAGAAGCUGGUCCAGCGUCAGAUCGGCAACUACCGCGAGGUGCUGCGCUGGCUGCGCGACAUACUGACCUACCGCAACGAGUUCCUGUCCGCGCACAAGGAGUACGCCAACGUCGGCUCGCACAUACCGAUAUGCAAGCAGGCGCACAUCAAACUCGAGGUGGUGUUCUUCAUGUGCCUGUGGUCGAUCGACACGGACGUGGUGCUGGUGGCCAUGUCGUGCUUCGCGCUGCUGUGCCAGGAGGCGGACAUCCGCUGCGGGGCCGACGAGCUGACGGCGCACUCGCUGCUGCCCAACUACUCCGUGUUCCAGGAGAUAGCGCACACCUCCUCCGUCCUCACCACCGGUUCGGCGGCUCUGCAGAAGCGCAUAAUGGCAUUGCUGAGGAAAAUCGAGCACUGCGUCAACGGGGUCCAGCCGGUCUGGGAGGAGACCUUCAGAUGUUGGGACUCCCUCUGUAAGCUCUUGCAGAAGUUCCCCAAAGGUCAAGGCGAGAAGCUGGACGACUGUCAGAUGGAGGCCCUCCACAGGACGGCCGUGAAGCGAAGGGUCUCCAAUCACAGCAGCAGCGAACAUGACUUCGAGAUGCAGAUACAGGAGUGGGCGAACAUAACGUCGUUCCUGUGCGCGCUGGGCGGUGUCUGUCUGCAGAAGAGGCCAGCGCCCCCCACCUGGUCCAUCGUGCACGGCCACGAUUCAAGGAAAUACACAGUGCUCGCCAACAGCUCACAGGAAGUCCAGUACUGUCCCGUGACACAGUUUAUAGGGCAGCUUCUGCGCUUGCUGCUCUGCGGUAACGAUCGCUUCGGGCAGCAGAUCCAGAACCACGUGAAGGAGGUGGUCGGCAGGGAGAUGUCGCCGCAGCUCUACCCCAUACUCUUCGAUCAGAUCAAGGCCAUCAUCGACAAGUUCUUCGAUCAGUACCAACAGGUCAUGCUCACGGAUAUCAACACGCAAUUCGUGGAGCACACUAUAUUCAUAAUGAAAAGUAUAUUGGACAACAAGAGGAGCGGUCAGCCAACGGAGCACCUCAGCACUACGUCCAUCGAAGGCCUGAUGCUGGCCAUCGUUCGGUACGUUCGUCACUUGGACAUGACGGUGUUGUCUGUUCACAUCAAGACGAAGCUGUGUCAAGUUGUCGAAGCCAUGAUGAGGAGACGAGACGAUCUGGCCUUCAGACAGGAAAUGAAGUUCCGUAACAAGAUGGUGGAGUACGUCACCGACUGGGUGCUGGGCACCAGUCACCAGAUCGCUCCGCCGCUGCGAGCCGACGCGUCCUCAAUCACCAGAGAGCUGGACCAAGCGUGCAUGGAGGCGGUGGCGGCGCUGCUGCACUCGCUCCCGCUUCAGCCUGAGGAGUCUGACCGCGGCGACCUUAUGGAAGCCAAGAGCCAGCUUUUCCUCAAAUAUUUCACUCUAUUCAUGAAUCUACUCAACGAUUGUCACGAAGGCGAAAUGGAAACAUUGAGGAAUGCAACGAUACAGGCCAUGUCCAACCUCCUGUCUGCCAAUAUCGACUCCGGUCUGAUGCACAGUAUUGACUUGGGCUAUCACAGAGACCUGCAGACCAGAGCGGCAUUCAUGGAGGUCCUGACCAAGAUCCUGCAGCAGGGCACCGAGUUCGACACCCUGGCCGAGACGGUGCUGGCCGAUCGAUUCGAGCAGCUGGUACAACUGGUCACCAUGAUCUCGGAUAAGGGCGAGCUGCCGAUAGCGAUGGCGCUCGCCAACGUGGUGAGUACCUCGCAAAUGGACGAGCUGGCGAGGGUCUUCGUGACGCUGUUCGACGCCAAACAUCUGCUAGCUCCUCUGCUGUGGAACAUCUUCUAUAGAGAAGUCGAGGUUUCCGAUUGUAUGCAGACUUUAUUCCGCGGCAACUCCUUGGGCAGUAAGAUCAUGGCGUAUUGCUUUAAGAUAUACGGUCACGGAUACCUUCAAGCCCUGUUAGAGCCUCUCAUAACAUCGCUACUGGAUAAGGCGGCCACGAAACCUGAACUCAGCUUCGAAGUGGAUCCGGCCAGAUUGGAACCGAACCAAGACAUAGAAGCGAAUCGAGCGAAUUUAAUCGAACUAACCAAAGAAGUAUUCGAUAGAAUAGUGAAUUCGGCUGACAAGUUCCCGCCCCAGCUGAGGAGCAUGUGCCACUGUUUGUAUCAGGUGUUGAGUAAAAGGUUCGCCCAGUUCCCGCAGACCAGUGUUGGCGCCGUCGGAACCGUACUGUUCUUGAGGUUUAUCAAUCCCGCUAUAGUGUCGCCGCAAGAGAUGGGCAUAGUCUGCCGUCCCGUUCCCUCCGCGUUCAAGCGGGGCCUCAUGCUGAUGUCGAAGAUCCUGCAGAACAUCGCGAACCACGUCGAGUUCUCUAAAGAGCAGCACAUGCUGCCCUUCAACCACUUCCUAAGGGCCCACUUCGAGCCAGGCAGGAAGUUCUUCAUCCAAAUAGCGUCGGACUGCGAGAGCGUGGACCAGAGCUCGCACAGCCUGUCCUUCAUCAGCGACGCCAACGUGCUGGCGCUGCACCGCCUGCUGUGGAACCACCAGGAGCGCAUCGGCGACUACCUGUCCUGCAGCCGCGACCACAAGGCCGUGGGGAGACGACCCUUCGACAAGAUGGCGACACUGUUGGCUUACCUGGGCCCGCCUGAGCAUAAGCCAGUCGAAUCUUCAUCCGGCCUCCUGUUCUCGUCCUACGCCCGCUGGUCCUCGAUCGACAUUUCGUCGACCAACUUCGAGGAGUUCAUAGUGAAGCACAACAUGCACAAGAAGGAGGAGUUCAAGAGCAUAAAGAGCAUGAACAUCUUCUACCAGGCCGGCACCAGCAGGCAGGGCAACCCCGUCUUCUACUUCAUAUCCAGGCGCUACAACUGCUCCCGGAUUGGCGACAUGAACGCGGACCUGCUCAUCUACCACGUGAUCCUGACGCUCAAGUCCUUCUGCCAGCAGCCGUUCGAGGUGGUCGUCGACCUCACGCACACCAACUCGGAAAAUAGGUUUAGAACCGAUUUCUUGCAGAAGUGGUUCACUGUUCUCCCUGAAGUAGCGUAUACGAAUGUCCACGCCGUCUACAUAUACAACUGCAACAACUGGGUCAGGGAGUACACAAAGUUCCACGAGACGAUCUUGGUUCCGCUGAGGAAUCACCGCAAACUAGUGUUUAUCGAUAAUUUAGCGAAGCUCUGCGAUUAUAUCGAUAUGGAACAGCAGAGGCUACCGGGCGCGACCCUAGCGCUCGAAGAAGACCUGAAGGUGUUCAACAACGCUCUCAAACUCUCCCACAAAGACACCAGAGUGGCCAUCAAGGUCGGUCCCACAGCUCUGCAAAUAUGCGCCAUAGAGAAGACGAAAGUGUUGGGACAUCCGGCAAUACUGAACGACGUUUAUUACGCGUCCGAAAUAGACGAGGUGUGCCUCGUGGACGACAACCAGUUCUCGCUGUCGAUCAUCAACGAGCCGGCGCCUCUCAGCUUCAUCCACAACGACUGCGACAACAUCGUCCAGUCGAUAAUACACAUCAGGAACCGGUGGGAGCUGAGCCAGCCGGACACGGUGACGGUACAUCAGAAGAUCCGUCCCAAGGACGUCCCGGGAACCCUGCUCAACAUGGCCCUGCUGAACCUGGGCUCGUCUGACCCGAACCUGAGGACGGCGGCUUACAAUCAGCUGUGCGCUCUCACGGCGACCUUCCACUUGAAGAUCGAAGGGCAGCUACUGGAAACUUCGGGGUUGUGCAUUCCGUCGAAUAAUACAAUAUUUAUAAAGUCGGUGAGCGAGAAGCUGGCCCACAACGAGCCACACUUGACCCUGGAGUUCCUCGAGGAGUGCAUACAGGGCUUCAGGGGCUCCACGAUUGAACUGAAGCAUUUGUGCCUCGAGUACAUGACGCCAUGGCUGGCUAAUUUAGUCAGAUUCGUGAAGCCGACAGAAGAUUCGCGACGUCAGAAACAGGUCGCCCAAAUCCUGGAGAAGCUGAUCACGUUGACCAUCGAGGAGACCGAGAUGUACCCGUCCGUCCAGGCCAAGAUAUGGGGCUCCAUAGGCCAGGUGCCGGAGCUCAUAGACAUGGUACUGGACAGCUUUAUGCAAAGAAGCGUCAACUCCGGUUUGGGUUCUCCUAUGAUCGAGAUAAUGGCGGACACCGCUGUGGCGCUGGCGUCGGCCAACGUUCAACUUGUAUCGAAAAAAGUCAUCGGUAGAAUGUGCCGCGUGGUCGACAAAACCUGCCACUCCCCAACCGCGAUGCUCGAGCAACACAUGAUGUGGGAUGACAUCGCCAUAUUGGCUAGAUACCUGCUGAUGUUAUCGUUCAACAACUGUCUGGACGUGGCCCGCCACCUACCCUACCUGUUCCACACGGUCACGUUCCUCGUGUGCUCAGGGACCGUCUCGAUGAGGGCCUCAACCCACGGCCUGGUCAUCAACAUCAUCCAUUCGCUGUGCACUUGCACAACGCCAAGCUUUAGCGAGGAGACGCAGCGCGUAUUGAAGCGUUCUCUCGACGAGUUCGCGCUGCCGCUGUUCUAUCAGAUGUUCGGAAUAUCGAAAGUGAAGUCAGCAGCCGUCACGGCGUUCAGGAGCCCGUAUUACAGACACACCCACGAUUGGUACUCGGAGCCGACGUACGUGGGUUGCGAGUGGGGCGGGCUGACGGACCGCGAGCGGCUGCCGCUGCAGUCGCUGGAGACCAUCGCCGACGCGCUGCUGGAGAUCAUGGAGGCCUGCAUGCGGGACAUCCCCGACUGCGACUGGCUUCACACCUGGACGAGUCUGGCGAAGAGUUUCGCGUUCUGCUUCAAUCCGGCUCUCCAGCCGCGGGCGCUUAUAGUCUUCGGCUGCAUCAGUAAGACGGUAACGGACGACGAGAUGAAGCAGCUGCUAAGGAUAUUGGUGAAGGCGCUGGAGUCGUUCAAUGACCUGGCUCUGCUGGAAGCCAUCAUCAUGUGCCUCACCAGGCUCCAGCCCCUGCUGCACCCCGAGUCGUUAAUCCACAAGGCGCUGUUCUGGGUGUCCCUGUCGGUGCUGCAGCUGGACGACCCCACCCUGUACGCGGCCGGCCUGGCACUCAUGGAGCAGAACCUGCACACCUUGGACUCGCAAGGGCAUUUCGAGGAGAAGACCCUGGAGCAGGUGAUGAUGGAGACGCGCGAGCCUCUGGAGUGGCACUUCAAGCAGAUGGACCACGCUGUGGGACUGAGCUUCCGCUCGAACUUCCACUUCGCGCUGGUGGGGCACCUGCUGAAGGGCUACCGGCACCCCGCCGCCGCCACCGCCACGCGCGCCGCCCGCGUGCUGGCCGCGCUGCUGGCGCUCACGGCGCGCCGCCUGCCCGACAAGUUCCUCGUCACUGCCGACACCGUCGCCUACCUCACCGCGUCGGUGUGCGUGAGCGAGGAGGUCCGCUCGCGCUGCCACGUGAAGCACUCGCUGCCGAAGUGGCUGCCGGACAACUGCGACCACUACUGCCCCGGCGCAGAACACGUGCACGAUUCCUCAAUGUCGGUGCCGGCGCCCCCGGGCCGCGCCGGACGCAGGCAGCGCUCGUGGGACGUGCUGGACCAGGCUACGUGCGCGCAUGGUGGUAAAUCGCCGACAAUGCAACAGUCUGGCAGCGGCGGACACAGCCCACAUUUAAUGAACAUAACACAUCAGACGUCAGCUAGAAUGCGUUUCAAAACUCAGAGAUCAUUUUCGGUUCCCACUUCGAAAGACACGAUCUCGGUUCCAAGGGAUAGCGAAGGUCGAGCUCACAGCAUGCAGCAUGGAGCCAGUGGUGAAGCAGCCAGGGAUAUCAUGGGAGACUCUGACAGUGGACUGGAUGUGGUGGACGACGACGGCCGGGGGUCCCCGGGCAGCACCGACGACGCCAACGACCGACCCGCAUCUACUAAAUCCGGAGACAGCGACUACCCAGAGACUUCCAAUAAGCAAAACUCAACCGACAAGGACACGUCAUCGUCCGACAUGAACUGCCUCCUCGAUCCUCUGGUGCUGACAGACUUUACGACGCAAGCCCUGGUGCUGACGGUGCUGGCGACCCUCGUCAAGUACACGACCGACGAGAACGAGAUCAGGAUCCUGUAUCAGUACCUCGCCGAGGGAUCCGUAGUCUUCCCUAAAGUGUUCCCAGUCAUCCACAGUCUACUGGACAUGAAGAUAAACCACGUUCUGAUGCACUGCCACGAUCAGCUCAUACUGAGCGCCGUGCAGAGCAUCAUACAGAACAUGAUCGCUUCGGAAGACGCUAGCCAACAACAGCUGCACUACAUGCAGAGCUGUGGCUUUGGGGGCCUCUGGAGGUUCGCCGGCCCCUUCACCAAGAAACAGUGCACGGCGGAGAGCGCGGAGCUGUUCGUGAACUGGCUGGAGGCGCUGGUGGAGACCUGCCUCCCGGGGGGCGAGGACCCGCACCGCCUGCCGCCGCCCGACCCCGACCACGCCGACCCCGCUGUGGUCCACAGACCAACUACAUUGUUCUGCUCUAGUCAAGACGCGUAGAUUUAGUCUUUAGAUCAUAGACAAACCUAGGACCCCGAGAAGACGGACCCCGAAGAAGAAAACUAAUUACCUCUUAUUAUAUUGUUAAUAAUAAAUUAGUAUUUUAAGAGAAUAUAAAAUCGCUAUUAGAUUAAUUAAAUCAUUUCAUCAUUUUUUGGUCAUUUGGGGGGCAGGAGGGACUGAUUAUUUGCCUCUUAACAAACUUAAUUAACUUAGAAUUAACAAGCUUAUAACGAUAAUAUCUCAGAUCUGAAUAGUAAUAAAUUUUAAAUUCAAAGGAAUCUAUUUGUUACGAAGAUAUUUUGUUAUUGGUUUACACAGUACCGCGUAAAAAAAAAGAAAUGUAAUGUAAACUUUAUUCCAUUGACAUAAAUAUAUAUUUUACAUGCAAACGGACUCAUAUAAGACAUUUGGCUGCGAAAUUGUAUAUUUUCAUCGCAAAUAUAUGAUUCUAUUCAAUGUUGGAGAAUUUGCACGUAGACUAGACAAGUAGUUUUUAAUAAAAUCUUAUUUCAGUGUAACGCGGGCCUAAUUAUAUGGCUCUGAUUUUGAAAUCAUUAUGUAUAAAUGUAUUACUUGCCUAAAAAUGGUAGUGUCAAGGGAUUGCCAGGACAUCUGAAUUCAUGAAACGGCUCAGCGGAGUGGAGGCAAAACUCUGAGACAAGAUCUACAAACAAAAGUCAGAUCCACAGACUGCCCACAACAUAAAAAUACAGAUAUCAUAGUAGCUAUCUUAACGUAGAAAUCUAUGGACCGUCUAUCGGGUCAACUGACAUUUUUCAUACAGGCGAGCAAUGUUCGAAACUCCUUAGUGUCCUGUUGAAGAUAGGCAUAUCAUCUAUAUAAGAGUAGCAAAAGUUUAAAUUUCUAGUCGGCACAAAUUUGAAAACCAUAAACCUUUAAAAAAUUUGAAAGAACCGCGUUUCUAAAUCCGAAAGACGCAUGAGAUUUGUAUAAACUUCACGGCCUUAUUACAUCAAUCUUCGAUAUAUUCUCUGUCCCUGGAAUUUGAUUAUACGCUUUGACUAAAUCGACACCUGAAAAUUUUUAUACAACCAUAAUGACGAGAUGACAAAUCUUGUAUAAACAUUCUAAUUGGAUUGGAUUGACAUGUUUUGUAAUCUUCACGUGGACUCCAACUUUAAUCUUGGAAAUCGACAUGCUUGGUUUCCAUUAAAUACUAUGGCAUCGAAGCCUAUUUUGGCUGUAUUUCACUUCUCGAGACUACACUUGCACUAUACAAGUGGUGGUUACACGUAUGUUGGGUGUGAAGCUAUGUUUAGGGAUAUUCUGAGUACUAGCGCGGCGUCGUAGCGUCAAAUAUCGGAUCUUUUGGUACUUACAGUCGCAGUCUGUCAGUCGGAACUUUUAAACUUAAAAAUCAGACUUGAUUCACGAUAACAGUCAUGCUUUCCGAUUCCAAGAGUGGAAGAUCAAAACAAAGAUUAAAAAAGACGGUAUCCGCCUGCAGGAUUCGAACAUCGGUACAGUCGCAUCGCUCGAUACGAAUGCCCGGCUGUUUUAUCCUUUAAGCCACGACGACUUCAAAGGGAAAUUGUAGGUCGUUUCUCCUUGUUUUUCAUUAACAAUAUAAUUUAAACCGCGUCAAGUAUAUCUCAAGGUGGGUGGCGCAUUUUACGUUGUAAAUGUCCAUGGGCUCCAGUAACCGCUUAACACCAGGUGGGCUGUGAGAUCGUCCACCAAUCUAAGCAAUAAAAAAAAAUGCUUCACUAUACCUUCGUCACUGUCGACUAAGUUAUAUUGCAUCUGGUUCAAAUGCACAUCAGACUUUGGUCCUUUCAACUCGGAUAUCCAGACUUUUUAAGUAUCUUAUGCUUACAAAUAUCCCAAUCGCCUACCGUCAAAACCAAUCGUGUUAAAGUCACAGUAGAAUAAAUCAUGUAUCGAAUUUACAGAAAUACCAAUUUUUAGAGCCUAAUGUAUUAAUUAAACAUUGUUAAAUUUUUGUUUACUCUAAAAAUGUUUUUGUAGUCAAAUUAUUUAUGAUGUUAGUGUGAAUGUGCCGUAAAUAAAUGUUUUAGUAUGCAGAGU